This is a messenger RNA of Ostertagia ostertagi, 390 nucleotides long. NCBI's taxonomy places the organism in Eukaryota, Metazoa, Nematoda, Chromadorea, Rhabditida, Trichostrongylidae. The record is from the annotation of a GenBank genome assembly.
AUGGAAUCGCUUCUUACACAAACUAUUUCUUCACUACGGAAAGAGAGAAACACAUUCGAAAAGCUGAAUUUGCAACGGAAAAUUGGCGAUGGCAUAUUGACAAAGCGCUCGAAAGCGAAUAAACUGAAGAAGUCGAGAUCUGGAACAACUAAUGAAACGCCAUCGCUAAGUCGUAUCUACGCAUCUUCGGCUAACUUCCGAACACGAAGAACUUACCAACAUGGUGCCACAUUCAUCAAAUGUUAUUCCCUAAUUCUCAAACGACUAAAACACGAAGAGUGGAAGUUCGCUGCUCUCGCUCUCGAUCGCCUGUGUUUGAUUUUGUUUACCUUUCUAAUUGCUUCGUUUGUGAUUUCAAUGAUCUUUUCAACGCCUCAUUUUGAUGCUUGA